Molecule: messenger RNA, 2495 nt
Organism: Penaeus chinensis
Lineage: Eukaryota; Metazoa; Arthropoda; Malacostraca; Decapoda; Penaeidae
Product: glycine receptor subunit alphaZ1-like
Exons: 13
Coding region: 175-1458 (427 amino acids)
Biological process (GO): signal transduction; nervous system process; regulation of membrane potential
Cellular component (GO): neuron projection; synapse; membrane
Molecular function (GO): neurotransmitter receptor activity; extracellular ligand-gated monoatomic ion channel activity; transmembrane signaling receptor activity
Source: RefSeq, a predicted model, not a curated record
CGGACUCAUACUUGCACAAGUGCUCAGUGUGUUCCCAGCAUUGGUCGGUGCGGCACACGGCCAGCCUGUCGUAGCGGUCCCCUAAAGAAUCUAAAAUUGUCUGAGAUAAAGCGCGUGGAAGGAUUUAUAAUCGCAAGAAACACAAAAGCGGUUGCAUUGGUAACAGAUGCGACGAUGAUCUGCGCCAGAAGUUCGGUUAUGCUCUUGAAGACGCUCAUUUCCCUGUUGCUUCUCACAGCGUCUGGGUUAGCUCAAGGCACAGGGCAGCGCCUGAUACUCGACAGUCAGUACGAUGUGAACGAGUGGCCUCACGCGGACGAAGAACGUCCCACGAAUGUGUCGGUACAGAUGUUCAUCAAUUCGUUCGGGUCGCUCAACGCCGCCAACAUGGAUUAUACGGUUGAUGUAUUCUUACGGCAACGAUGGAACGACCCUCGGCUCGUCAACGCAGUCAACCAAAAGGACAUGAUUACCAUCACGAGCAGUGAGUUGCAGAGCAAAAUCUGGAAGCCGGACACUUUCUUCAACAACGUGAAGGACGCGGAGCUUCACACUGUCACGAUGCCCAACAUAUUGUUAAGGAUACAAAACAACGGAGAUGUUUUGUAUAGCAUCAGACUCACGCUCACGCUCUCCUGCCACAUGGACCUUGAACUCUUUCCCUUUGACGACCAGAAGUGUUACAUUGCCCUCGCUUCCUACGCCAACACGGAAGACGUCAUUGACUAUGAGUGGGCGAGCGUGAAUCCCAUCGAUCUGCCUGACCAGCUAGAGAUCGCCCAGUUUGACCUCCUCAACUUCACUUGCAAGGACACAACCCAAGUCUUCACAACAGGUAACUUUAGCGGUUUGUUGGUCUAUUUCAACUUGCGUCGCCAAAAUGGCUACCACGUCCUCCAGACCUACGUGCCCACCAUCCUCAUCGUGUCCAUUUCAUGGGUGUCCUUCUGGUUGGACCCGAACGCCGUGCCCGGGAGAGUGUCCCUCGGUGUCACCACUCUGCUCACCCUCACCACCCUCGCCUCAGGCAUCAGGGCAUCCCUGCCGCCUGUGUCUUAUGUCAAGGCCAUCGAUGUGUGGAUCGGCACUUGUAUGAUCAUGGUAUUUGGAGCACUGCUGGAAUUCACUCUGGUCAACUGGCUUGCCAAUAAGAAGAUUAUAAAUCACUCACAAACCAUGUUCAAGAUACCCAGACUGCUGGCCGGAUCAGAUUACGGAGAGGUGAGCUUUGAAGGACGGGGCAAUACGCAAGGACAAGAGAGACUCACUCGUAGAACGAAGGCGCAGGAGGAGGAGCCGCCCGCAGCCGCCAGCCCCAAGACGUACAUUACCUAUGCCCGCGCCCUGGACCGCCUGUGCCGCGUCCUCUUCCCCGGGGGCUUCCUCAUCUUUAACUUGGUCUACUGGCCCUACUACCUUGUGCACCAAUACAUGGCACUGCCGCAGAGCCUGGUCUAGACUCGCGAGAAACAAAAUCCUGUUGCUGUCCCGACCGCCAUUGAUCUGUAGGACUGUUCUAUUUGUGUGGUGUGUAUUGGGCAAAUGUUUCUUCUUUAUCGUUUAAGAGUAAGGAAUAUUUGACAUUAACAAUGAUUCUAGUAUUGUUGGUUUUGUUGUGAUGUUUUUUUUCCCUAUCAUCAGUUCUGUUUUGGUAAAUUUCUACAAUAUCUAAUAUUGUUUCAAUGUUUUUGCAUAUGCUGUAGCAUUCUGGUAAUAUAAAUACCAGACAAAGCACCAUAUUAUGCUAACACUGUGAAAAUUUUAGAUUUCAGAUUUACUAUGAGUUGACACAACGGCUUCAUUCAUAAAGUACUUUAAUAAGAUCAUCGCAAUAAGAUUUAUGCAGUGUCAUGUUGACACUAGAAUACGGGUUGCGAUUAUCAUGUGAUACCUUUCUUGUAAUACUAUGAGAUAAUCAGUAUACUUUUUUCUGAAGUCAUUGUUGUAUUAUUAGAACUAUUUCUGAACAGAUCUCGAGUUUUUUUUCAUGCUGGUAAGCGUUUGCUUAUUGCACAGAGGGCGCAAAAAGCCAAUGGCAACUUUUGUUUAGUAAAGAUUGUAUACAAAUAAUGCAUGUAUGAAAGAAGGUAACACGCGUAUGGAAUGCAUUUUUCUGUUGUUCGGAACUCAUGCCGCCUACAGUGGUUUUUAACCUAGGGGGCGUAAGUAAUUCCCAAGGCAGAUGCGAGUCCUCAGGGAAAAUUAAGAAUGUCUGUGGUUGUAUUUGUUAUUCCCUUAACAAGAGCGUUGGCUAACUUUGAAUUUCUAUAAGAUGCAAAAGCAUCGCCUUUACUAACUUUAGUUUGGAUAGUCUACUUAGGUGUACCCUUCCCUGUUCCCUCAAAACCCUAGGGGGGGAUUUUAUCUAAAGAUGCAGGCCGGGCGUGGAUACAAGAACAAUUCUUAGAGGGGGCAUGGCAGUAAAGAGAUUGAGAACCACAGGUUUGUGUACUAGUAUUGUUACAGCCCAAGCUUCAAUAAAAAUGAAUGACCAA